This is a messenger RNA of Ostrinia nubilalis (European corn borer), 1093 nucleotides long. RefSeq lists its product as uncharacterized. Lineage: Eukaryota; Metazoa; Arthropoda; Insecta; Lepidoptera; Crambidae. Bases 301 to 891 code for a protein of 196 amino acids. The record is from RefSeq and is a predicted model, not a curated record. The transcript has 6 exons.
UUAUCUUCUAAGUUUUCCUGAUUAUUACUUUCAAAUUUUGAUCUACAUCAAUAUCAUAAAAAUUAACGUUUCGUUUCUAUUGAUAACUCGACAGAGCGCAAGCGCGCAUUAUUUCGAAAAAGUUAAAAUGUCCACCGAUGACAGGUCCUUUCUCUGAUGUUAUUUCGUAAUUAUUAAUUUAUAUUUCUGUAGUUAAUGUAGUUUUAAGUAGAAUUUUAAGUAAGGUCCGUAAAAUGUUAGGGGCACGAUGUAAAAAGGGAACAAAAAGGAGCGGAUAUCGCUUUUUCCUUAGGAAUUGAAAUGUUUCUGCAGGGUCGCGUUAUAAUUGUUUGGUUAUCUUGGCUUAUUGGCGGCGUUUGCGGAGUUGUUAUUUUGUUAAUAAUUAUAUGCUACUGUCGCCUAAUGCCGCGCCACCAGAAAUCUUUUGAUGAACAAUAUCUCAAAGAGAACUAUGCAAUCAAAGAAAAUCAUGCUUAUACGAGCCAGGAAAAUUAUAGAAUGAAGCAUACAGAGGUGCAGGUGCAGCGGCACAGCCGGCCGGCCAGCUACGCGGGCGACGCGGAGUGGCGCCGCAGCCGCGCGCCCCCGCGCCCCGAGCGCCCGCCCGCGCCCGCCCAGCAGUACGCUUCUAGCACCAUGCUGGACGAGCUGGACAGCGCGCAGAUGGACGCGCUGAAGACGCGCUCGCUGCCCGCCUUCCUGCGGCCCAAGCCGCGCCCGCUGUCCACCGAGGACGACCUGCAGCAGCUCUACGCCAAGGUGAACCUGAGUAAGAAGUACAAGAACCGUAUGCGCAGCGAGCACGCGGCCAUCAUCGCGCUCAGCAAGUCGCACAGCCAGUUCUUUGAUGCUGACGCCGUCAUCGUCUACGACCAGCGCACCGCGCUCUAAACCACGCCCCCUUGCGCCAUUGCUACUGACAGACCGCAUUUGAAAUAUACUGCUGAACGUAAGCCUAAAUACCACAAUAAGUACAGCAUGUACAACAAAGACAACACCAUCGAAUCAUAUAGUAAGGGUUGACAAUAAAUAACGGCGAUAACUGAACCUAAUAUGUACUGUCCGAACGACAUCAAAUCAAGAUUAACACUGU